Messenger RNA from Fusarium odoratissimum NRRL 54006, 1663 nucleotides. RefSeq lists its product as uncharacterized. Lineage: Eukaryota; Fungi; Ascomycota; Sordariomycetes; Hypocreales; Nectriaceae. Bases 430 to 1266 code for a protein of 278 amino acids. The transcript has 2 exons. Gene Ontology annotation, molecular function: metal ion binding. The record is from RefSeq and is a predicted model, not a curated record.
CUCGUCUUGUCUAAUCUUACCCAGCUCGCCUUCUCAAAAGGUUGUCCGUCGUGAAGGAAGGUCUCGCUAACUAUCAUGCAGUUCGACAAUCGCUUUAUCAAGCAAGGCCGCGAAGGUGGUAAGCAGGCGGCGCAAGCUCUGCUUCUCGCGGUAGCGAGGCUUUGUCCUAGCCUACCAUCUUCGUUCGAAAUUUUCUGCGACGUUCUGGUCAACAUUGCUGAGAUGGGCCGAGCCCUGCUGAAUGAUGGCAGCAUUGAUGACCCAGGUCUUUUCCAUGAAUUUGCUAUCGGAUUCACAGAGGCCAAGUCUUCUUUCAACUUUAUUGAUAUUGGCUUGGGCAAAGGAACACUGGUUCGCAAGAUUCAAGGUGCGUCCAACGGCUGGUGAAAUGGCCAGAGACACACUUGACUGACGUGCAUAGAAACGGCAAUGUGGCAUUUGGGAUGCUAUAACUGUAGGCACGUCAUGUUAGGCGUCGGCCAUAGUGCCCAAUAUGCUCCUUUUCUGCGCAGAGUUAACGAGGCCGGGGAUGCCAGAAUGUGCGUCUCCAUACUUCUGGGAGAGCCUAUAGUGCGCGAAAUCGAGGCCUGCGGCAACACUGUUUACGCGCUUGACGGCGAUAUCUUUCGCACGACCAAACUUGUGGAUAAGACUUUGAUAGAGAAACUGAGUGUCCAGCAUACCGAGGCGACCAAACCCCAGAGUUCACCGGUAGCUCGCGCAGCAACACAAGCAGUAUUGACGCCUGCUACGAGCACUUCAUCCAUGUCGCCUCCACAAACUUCCUGGGCCAAGAUCACGAAAAGCGCCAGUCCUCCCCCCAAACUGACCAUGCCCCUACCUCCUAAACAGGACAAGACCAAGCCCGCGAGCAAGACACCUCCUCAGCCAGCUUGGAGCCCUGGACCUCGGGGUCGCGAUCCUCCCAUCACGGUUGGUGUUCCAGCCAUGGAAGAUAUCAAGCGUCGUGAGGACACCGACAAACUGUGCAACAAUCACUUUCUCCGUGGGCCCUGUACCAGAAUAGGUGCUUGUACUUUCAACCAUACGUUCAAGCCGUCAAAAGAACAGUUAAAGGCACUCGCAAUGCUCGCCCGACAGAACCCCUGCAUUAACGGACAAGAUUGUGAUGUCAACGACUGCAUAUAUGGACAUAAUUGCCCCAAUGUAACCAAUGGUGUGUGCACUCGGUCGCAUUGCAGAUUUAAGGUCGACGGUCAUCCCCCGAAUACCAAGUUUACCAACAGCAAGAUACACGAAAACUGAUGAAUAGAUGCAUCAUGUGUAGCGUUUGCAACAGGUUGCAAGGCACUCGGUUGGCACAGUUUCGGACUUGAUCUGGUGUACACUAUAGUCACUUCGUUUCUCGAUCACACAAUUUUUAAUAUUCAUUAUACGAAGGGCUAGGAAGUUCUACUAUGUCUGUGACAGGCUUUUCUAUGGAAUGGGAUAACUGAGCUUCGAUAAAUUGAUUGACUUUAUCAUUCUUGUCAAGUUGCCGAUGUGUAUUUCUUCAUACUUGGUGAGGGCGCCCAGGCCCUCAUCCUGGUACAUCACUCAUUGACUGAACGGAGGGUCUAAUAUUCACCGUUAUGAAUGAUUCAUAUAUCUAGUUCAUAUCCCGACCUUGAUGUCCAUAGCCCUCUAAUUGCAGAUCUCAAGC